AUGCGGGCGCUCAGGCUUUGUGGCAGCCGCUCCUUCACGUUUGUCGUGGGUGCGGCGCAACUCACGGUGGUGCGGGCGUCGUUUCGUCGUUUCUCACGGCAGGAAAUCGUUGAGGCCGGAGAGCGGGCCGAUGACACUGCCGGCGAUGACGCCAUGUUAAGCACCGCUCUGCCUGCAUCUGCGGAGGACACGUUUGCCGGCGAGUUUGACGAGCUCGAGGCGGCUUCGCAGGAAAUACACGACCUCUGCUUUGCGAUGAUCAGCCACCUGCGGAAGGUCGACCCGGACGAGACGGAAGCUCUUUUCGAGAAACGCUGCGCCCGUCGGUUUCGCGAGACAAUUCAUGAGAACAAACGGCGAUUGCUGCACGGGCACGGGUCGCGGGGCCUUCGCCGCAUGAACUGCUACCGAACAAGACGGGAGUAUGAGGAGGCGACGCAGCUUUUUUUUCAGUUUGGAGAGAAGCUGUUGCUGCUUCUCACCAAGCCGGUUAUGGACCGAAUUGUGGAAUCUGCUGGAAGGAGCUGCAGGGUGCAUCGCUCUGACGGCGUUCACAAGUACCGAAUGCCUUUAGAACGAGCGAGUUGGCGCGGUUUUCCAUAUCGAUGGUUUAAGCACGCGCCCUUUGAAGUUCAGCAGCUCCGUGCCGACAUGCCGGAGGUGGCGGUGAAAAAUACGAGGACGAUGCGGGAUAUUUCCACCCUACGCUCCUUGUUUACGCUCAUGGAGCCACAGCACCCCUUUAGGUCUACUCUUGAAAGCCGCCUUUUCGAAAUUACGCGAGAGUAUGAUGCUGUACAGAAACCUCUUAAGAGAGGUGACUUCCCCUCCCUUCCUGCACAGUCAUCGUGA
Molecule: messenger RNA, 852 nt
Organism: Trypanosoma cruzi
Lineage: Eukaryota; Euglenozoa; Kinetoplastea; Trypanosomatida; Trypanosomatidae
Exons: 1
Coding region: 1-852 (283 amino acids)
Source: RefSeq, a predicted model, not a curated record